AUGCAAAAUCUCGACCCGAUAUUCAUGACAGAUUUUCGAUGUCAGUUUCGAGUGGGUAACAUCGAACAUGAGAAAUCGGCCGUGAAGACAUUUGAUGACAAUAUCAUAUGCGACGAAAUGCAGUUCGAUCACUACGGUAUUGGCCUUUCGGGUGGAACUUCACCAGUUGAGUUCAAUGUUGUGUGGUCGUCAGGUGUACAAAUGCGAAGCACUGGCGUCAAAUUGUGGAGCCUGUUUGACGUUGGACACGACGAAAUACGAAUGCGGCUGGUGUGUGGCGGAUUCUCGAUCGUUCGACCGUUGGCAUGCGAGGCAAGAUCACCAGAGGAUUGGCUGAACAGUACUCAAUUGUGCGCGAAUCCCACCAUCGACGAGUUCAGCCCUAGAAAGGGUCCAGUUGGAGGAAAAACCAAGCUGCGAAUCACUGGAACAAACCUUGGUCGCCGAUAUCAGGACGUGUCAGGUGCAGUGAUCGUGGCCAAUGUGCAGUGCUCGGUGAUACCGUCAGAAUACCAUCCAGCGACGGAAAUUGUCUGUGAAACUGGCAAAGCAGCUAUUAAGAACAGCAAAGGUCCAAUUGUGGUAAGACUUCGGGCUGAUGAUGCUAAUUAUGCGGCAGUUUCGAAAUAUGACUAUGAGUACGUGGAACCGGCAGUAUCGGCCGUGAAACCGGACAGAGGGCCAGUGUCUGGUGGAACAGAUGUGACCCUUUAUGGUACCGAUCUGGAUGCUGGAAGCGAAGUUCACGUAUCAUUUGGUGAAGUGAAUUGCGAGGUUCUAUCCCGUAGGGAAAAUCAGCUGAUAUGUCGUAUGGACGCUAGCGAUUCGCAGGGUGGCAGACAGCUUCGUAUCGACUUUGAUGGAUCUCGUGGACGAGUACCCUAUCCAGUAACGUACAACUUCGCGCUGAAUCCUCGCGUCUCAACCGUCCUACCGGCUAAGAGCAUCGCAGCCGGUGGAGUGCAGAUAGAUGUGAAGGGUGAAGGGUUUGCGUUAUUGCAAAGGCCAAGGAUGGUUCUUGUCAAUGAUCGGAGCGUCUAUCAAGCAGGACCGAUUUGUGAAGUGGAGGACGAUAGUUUGAUGGUAUGCGUGACACCAGGAUUACCAUCCGGCGACACUGGAGGACGACUGCAUCACAACUUUUGCCUUUGA
Cooperia oncophora is the source of this 1152-nucleotide messenger RNA. NCBI's taxonomy places the organism in Eukaryota, Metazoa, Nematoda, Chromadorea, Rhabditida, Trichostrongylidae. The record is from the annotation of a GenBank genome assembly.